This is a messenger RNA of Huiozyma naganishii CBS 8797, 246 nucleotides long. It is a transcript of the gene MIM1, whose product is annotated as Mim1p. Lineage: Eukaryota; Fungi; Ascomycota; Saccharomycetes; Saccharomycetales; Saccharomycetaceae. Bases 1 to 246 code for a protein of 81 amino acids. The record is from RefSeq and is a predicted model, not a curated record. Gene Ontology annotation, biological process: protein insertion into mitochondrial outer membrane; mitochondrial outer membrane translocase complex assembly. The transcript has a single exon. Gene Ontology annotation, cellular component: mitochondrial outer membrane.
AUGAGGGACGUGACGACGGUGCGGGAUGGGCCUAGGAGGUCGUGGGCGUGGGCGUGGGCGGUGAACGUCGUGUUGCCCUUUUUGAACGGGCUGAUGCUCGGGUUUGGCGAGUUGGUCGCCCAUGAGCUGGCGUGGCGGUGGCGUGGGAGGUUUGUUAUGGGUGCGAGGGACAGUGCUGGCCAAGUGGGUAGACUGUCUCACAUGAAGGUGUAUCCUGUGGAACGCAGACUCGCAGGGAUCGUCUAG